AUGGUGGGAAGACGAGCAUUCCACCAGCCAGACACACCACGCGAACACAUUGAUGGCAUUGGCAAUGGCGACCUUGAAUCCGGGCCAAAGAGGCGGUUUCCUCGCUUCAAGGAUGCCGUUGACUUUGCCAUGGACGAGCGCACCUCCAAGGCCAUAAAGAAGCAGAUACUUGAUGGCAUUGACAAAGAAACCUGGGAGCAUUUCCGCAAGAGUGAUGAAGAAAUCAGCGAGAUUAAGAGCAAGAAAGUCCGUCACUACUAUAAGGAGCAGAACGGUCGCUUGAAUGACUGGCUGGAAGUGGACACCAUCGUGAAAGCUAUGGCUGAGGAUGUCAUGGACAGCAUGAAUCCUGAUGCAGAUAGGGAUGGUGUUCGAGAGAGGUCGGGUGGUCUUCAAAACGUCGAGGAGCGCGUCGAGGAAUUGUUGCCCGACCGUAUCCAAAACGACCGUGCUCAAGCUGUUCGCAAAGCAACAUGGGCCAUUAACAUCAAUGUCAUCGCCAAUAUCAUCCUCCUUGCCGCCAAGGGCAUCGCAGCGCUGCAGUCAUCUUCACUCUCUCUGAUCGCUUCCUUGCUGGACUCGGCCCUGGAUUUGCUGUGUACAGUUAUCGUUUGGAGUACGGAUAAACUUGUCUCAUGGCGAUUAGACUCACUGGCUCGACGCUUCCCCGUUGGUAGACGACGCCUAGAGCCACUGGGUAUCCUGGUAUUUUCCAUCAUCAUGGUCAUCUCAUUUUUGCAGAUCUUGCAGGAAUCGGUGUCGAAGCUGCUGCCCAGCGGCGAUCAUGCCAUCGCCACAUUGCCCGCGGUCGCAAUUGCCUCUAUGGCAGGCACCGUCAUCUUGAAGGGAAUCAUCGGCCUCGGCUGCAUGAGGAUCAAGACCACACAGGUGCAAGCGUUGGCGCAAGACUGCAAAACGGAUGUUUACUUCAACACGCUGUCGCUCCUGUUCCCGCUCAUUGGCAGGGCUGCCGGAGUCUGGUGGCUGGAUCCCGCUGGUGCCGCAAUCCUCUCAUUGUACAUCAUCUACGACUGGGCUGAUACCUGCUUGGAGAAUGUCACUCGGCUGUGUGGAACUGCGGUUGACGAUCGCCUCGGUAAAAAGCUCACAUACUUGGCCUACCGUUUUGCGCCUGUGGUCAUGGGCUUCAAGUCGAUCAAGGCGUACCAUGCAGGGGACGGUGUCUGGGUGGAAUAUGAUGUGCUAUUAGACGAGAAGACGCCGCUGCGGAGAAGUCACGACAUAUCCGAAACAUUGCAGUACUGCGCCGAGGCGUUGACCGAGGUUGAUCGUUGCUUUGUUACUACAGACUAUUCGGCAGAAAAUCCUGAAGGUCACACGGCUCUAUGA
Molecule: messenger RNA, 1350 nt
Organism: Cyphellophora europaea CBS 101466
Lineage: Eukaryota; Fungi; Ascomycota; Eurotiomycetes; Chaetothyriales; Cyphellophoraceae
Exons: 2
Coding region: 1-1350 (449 amino acids)
Biological process (GO): monoatomic cation transport; transmembrane transport
Cellular component (GO): membrane
Molecular function (GO): monoatomic cation transmembrane transporter activity
Source: RefSeq, a predicted model, not a curated record